UCACUUUCUCUCUCAGACCCACUCUUUAACAACUCUCUCUCUCUCAAACAAGUAAAGUAACUACUAACUACUCUACUCUGCCUCCUCCGCUCUUAACUAGAAUCAAACCGACUAUUUAUUUAUUUCAUUAAUUAUAAUUUAUUUAAUUUAAGAAACGGCAAAAUAGCUUUCCUGGUCAUUACCAUCGUUGCCUAUCUUUUCCUGGUCUCUCUCACAGUCACCCUCGUCGUCGCCGCCAAGCUCGUUCGAACCGGGAAACCUUCUCUCGUACCUCGCCAGCCACGUGGCGGCAUUGUGGACUGCAGUAUGGCGACCAUGGAGAGCUUGAUUGGACUCGUUAAUCGUAUUCAGAGGGCUUGUACUGUCCUCGGUGACCAUGGCGGUGACUCUACUUUGCCAACUCUUUGGGAAUCUCUUCCUUCUGUUGCCGUCGUUGGCGGCCAGAGUUCUGGAAAAUCGUCUGUUUUGGAGAGCAUCGUUGGCCGUGAUUUUCUUCCCAGAGGAUCAGGAAUUGUCACUAGGAGACCGUUAGUUUUGCAGCUGCACAAAGCAGAACAAGGUGUACAAGAGUAUGCAGAGUUCCUUCAUUUGCCAAAGAAAAGAUUCACUGAUUUUGCUAUGGUUCGGAAGGAAAUUCAGGAUGAAACUGACAAAAUGACAGGGAGGUCGAAACAGAUUUCUUCAGUCCCCAUUCAGCUCAGUAUUUUCUCCCAAAAUGUUGUCAAUUUGACUUUGAUUGAUUUGCCUGGUUUAACAAAGGUUGCUGUAGAAGGACAACCUGAGAGUAUUGUUGAAGACAUAGAAAACAUGGUUCGCUCCUACGUUGAGAAGCCUAAUUGUAUCAUUCUGGCCAUAACUCCAGCCAAUCAGGAUAUAGCAACAUCUGAUGCUAUCAAGCUUGCUAGAGAAGUUGAUCCCACAGGUGACAGGACAUUUGGUGUGUUGACAAAGCUUGACUUGAUGGAUAAAGGAACAAAUGCUUUGGAUGUUCUUGAAGGAAAAUCCUAUCGUCUUCAACACCCUUGGGUUGGUAUAGUGAACCGUUCACAAUCCGAUAUAAAUAAAAAUGUGGAAAUGAUUGCUGCUCGGCAUAGGGAGCGUGAAUUUUUUGCCAGUAGUCCUGAUUAUGGACACUUGGCAAACAAAAUGGGAUCUGAAUAUCUUGCAAAACUUCUUUCAAAGCAUUUAGAAUCUGUUAUUAAAGCUCGUCUCCCAGGAAUUUUGUCUUUGAUUAACAAAAGUAUUGAUGAAAUUGAAAGAGAGAUGGACUAUCUUGGUCGGCCUGUUGCUGUAGAUGCUGGGGCACAGUUAUAUACUAUCCUAGAGCUAUGUCGUGCAUUUGAUCGGAUAUUUAAGGAGCAUUUGGAUGGAGGACGACCUGGUGGUGAUUGUAUUUAUGGCGUAUUUGACCAUCAGCUCCCUUCUGCUUUGAGGAAGCUCCCUUUUGAACGUCAUCUUUCGUUUCAAAAUGUAAGGAAAGUGGUUUCUGAGGCAGAUGGCUACCAACCUCAUCUAGUUGCACCCGAGCAAGGUUAUAGGCGCCUUAUUGAUAGUGCACUUAAUUAUUUCCGAGGCCCGGCUGAAGCCUCCGUAGAUGCUGUUCACUUUGUUUUGAAGGAGCUUGUGAGGAGGUCGAUUGGAGAAACUAAGGAGCUAAAACGGUUUCCAACACUUCAAGCUGAAUUAGCAGCGGCCGCAAAUGAAGCACUGGAGAGGUUUCGGGAGGACAGCAAGAAGACAACUUUGCGAUUGGUAGACAUGGAGUCAUCAUAUCUAACUGUGGAAUUCUUCCGUAAACUUCCUCAGGAAAUAGAGAAGGAGGGAAACCAAGUUGCCUCCUCUUCUGGAGACCGAUAUUCAGAGGGGCACUUCCGCAGGAUUGGAUCCAAUGUUUCCUCCUAUGUUGGGAUGGUUUCAGAGACACUGAAGAAUUCCAUUCCGAAGGCUGUUGUUCAUUGUCAAGUCAGAGAGGCUAAGCAGUCUCUACUUCAUCACUUUUACGCUCAACUGGGCAGAAAAGAGGGUAAGGAACUUGCUCAACUGUUGGAUGAAGAUUCAACAUUAAUGGAAAGGAGGGUGCAAUGUGCAAAGCGGCUUGAGUUGUACAAGUCUGCCAGGGACGAGAUUGACUCGGUAUCGUGGUCCAGAUAAGGUGCAAUCCAAGUGUAACCCAAGAAAGAAACUUGUGUAUGUUAAUAGCUAGUUGUAGGGUGUGGCGAACGUUCUAAAAAUGGUUCCUUUUUUUUGCUAUAUUUUCGCUAAUAGGGUUUAUUCAAUACCCAAUUUUCUUAAUUGCAUGUAAAUGAUUUGAGAUUUUACAUAUUAGUUCAUUAAUUUUCUUCA
This is a messenger RNA of Humulus lupulus (European hop), 2343 nucleotides long. RefSeq names its product phragmoplastin DRP1E-like. The transcript has 15 exons. The record is from RefSeq and is a predicted model, not a curated record. Gene Ontology annotation, molecular function: GTP binding; GTPase activity; microtubule binding. Lineage: Eukaryota; Viridiplantae; Streptophyta; Magnoliopsida; Rosales; Cannabaceae. Gene Ontology annotation, cellular component: cytoplasm; microtubule; membrane. The coding region runs from base 307 to 2151 and encodes 614 amino acids.